This is a messenger RNA of Fulvia fulva, 438 nucleotides long. RefSeq lists its product as uncharacterized. The record is from RefSeq and is a predicted model, not a curated record. The transcript has a single exon. Lineage: Eukaryota; Fungi; Ascomycota; Dothideomycetes; Mycosphaerellales; Mycosphaerellaceae. Bases 1 to 438 code for a protein of 145 amino acids.
AUGCAGUCUACAACUCCAUCACCGGCUGCAAAGCCUACACAAGCCGCACCAGCAAUCCAAUACCCCAAACUCAGCAACCCCUUCACCUCCUUCUUCACAACCUACCGCACCUCCCUCCGCGACUCCGCCACCGAGUCUCUCCUCUCCGCCCGCGCCAGUCUCCUCGACUCCAAGGACUUCUCCGCCGCCGACAAAAUCGAGGACGCCAUCCUAGCGUCCAAAAACCAGCAAGGGAUCGACCGCUCGUCCAUCGGAGGCGACAAGCCGUUCCCGAGCAGGAACGGCCAUGCGUGCCGCGAGGUGAUGCAGGCGAGGGAGAUGUUGGAGAGGGCUGGGGAUCAGAAGGGCGUGGAGAGGUGUGAGGAGAUCAUGGAGAGGGUUUUCGCGAAGGCGUGUCUUGGGAAUGCGAUGUUGGGACGGGAGUGGCAUUCUGCUUAG